Messenger RNA from Caenorhabditis elegans, 628 nucleotides. NCBI's taxonomy places the organism in Eukaryota, Metazoa, Nematoda, Chromadorea, Rhabditida, Rhabditidae. The record is from the annotation of a RefSeq genome assembly.
AUGGGGUAAGAAAAAUACAUUUUUGUAUUAAAAUCAUAGGGCUCAAAUAAAUUAUUCCAGGUUUUCUCGUGUUCCGCCUGUAAGAUGUUCUUCCAUAGAACGCUCGAAAAAAAGUUGCAAUUCACUUGCAAAUCGAGCAAUCAGUGCUCGACGAGCUUUAAAGUUUAUCCAAAGUGUAAAGCUUGUCGAUUUGAGAAAUGUCUGAAAGUUGGUAUGCGAUACGAGGCAACUUUUCUGGAAAUUGAGGAUCCGGACAAAUUUUGCAAAUUACUCCAAGAUUUGAGUGUGCGGGAUAGCCAAAACUAUUCCACUUUUUCGAAAUUUUACUCUAUGGAGAAUCCUAGUCUGGAGGAUAUUUUGAGGGACAGGAAUUCUAUGAAACUUGUUGAGAAAGUUACUAGUCCAAGAAGAGAGGAAUGGCUCUAAAUUUUAGUUUUUAGAAAUCAGGUGCCGAGUUUCCAGCUAGCGACUUAUUGUUUUUGGGUGCUUAUUCUAGAGUAUCAUAUUUCUUGGAUUUUGAUUUUAUUCAAACAAUGAGUGAUAAAGAUAAAACUAUUCUUCUUAAGUACCAUGUCGUACGAACCGGCUCACUUGCCCGUGCAAUGAAGUCUUUUGUAGAAAAACGAAG